UCUGUAUAAAGAGAUGAGCGGAGGAAGAGGCAAUAGACGAAUGCGACAGCGUCUCUGUUAGCACUUAGCUCACACAAAGCUUCUACAAAAGAGAUAACCGUCAGAAAGAAGAAAACUGGCUAUCUACUCUUCUGCCUUUGCGGAUGUUUUAGUCUAAAUGGAUGAACAGACUGAAGGGGAGCAUGUGCUUACGGGUCUAGAUGAAGAGGCGAUUGUUGACCAUGGAAAGACCAGCUUCGCCACUCACACAAACUAUGAAAAGGAAGAUUUGGAAAGCCACAGAGCAGUGUAUGUAGGCGUCCAUGUUCCUCUUGGAAGAGAGAGCAAGCGGAGGCAUCGCCACCGAGGACACAAACAUCACCGCAAGAAGAAAGACAGAGACUCUGAAGAGGGGAAGGAAGAUGGCCGGGAAUCCCCCUCUUAUGACACACCAUCCCAAAGGGUCCAGUUCAUCUUGGGUACAGAGGACGAUGACCUUGAGCACGUCCCCCAUGACCUCUUCACGGAGCUGGACGAGCUCUCAUUCAGAGACGGCAGUGCCACUGAAUGGAAGGAAACUGCUAGAUGGCUGAAGUUUGAGGAGGAUGUGGAAGAUGGUGGGGAGAGGUGGAGUAAGCCCUACGUAGCUACGCUAUCACUACACAGCUUAUUUGAACUACGUAGCUGUAUACUCAACGGCACUGUCAUGCUGGAUAUGAGGGCCAACAGUAUUGAGGAAAUUGCGGACAUGGUGAUAGACAGCAUGGUGGCUUCAGGCCAGCUGAAGGAGGAUCUGCGCGACAAGGUACGGGAAGCAAUGCUGAAGAAACACCACCACCAGAAUGAGAGAAAGCUCAGCAAUCGCAUCCCCCUAGUGCGCUCCAUUGCUGACAUAGGCAAGAAACAUUCUGACCCACUCUUGCUUGAAAGAAACGGAGAGGGCCUGUCCUCUUCACGUCUCUCUCUCCACAAGCCAGGGUCAUCCUCCUCUGUCUCCAACCUGUCCCAGAGACGAGAAUCCCGAGUCUCCGUCCUGCUCAACCACCUCCUGCCCUCUUCUUCCUCGAACACUGGGCCCUCUCCAGGCCCAUCUCCUCUCGCCACCCCUCAAAAUACCCCCACUUCCUUCCGGCGCUCUUCCCAAAGCCCACCACGCACCCAUGGCACAGGCCUUGGCCCUCAAGGUAUCCCUGAGGUAGUGGUAUCGCCUCCCGAGGAUGACGACCCACCUAACUCAGCAGAGGACGAGGCAGCAUCACCACAGCUCAGCCGGCAAGCAUCCUUGGCAUCCCAGGGCCUCGAGCUGCUGCCCUUAGAAGGACCAUUGGUGUCUCCAAACUCUGUCCCAAACAACCUGGAUGGGAACAAGGCAGUAGAGAGGAGGCCGUCCAGAGUAGGGGUCAGUAGCGAAAGCAGCAGUGUCGACUUCAGCAAGGUGGACAUGAAUUUCAUGAAGAAGAUCCCUCGGGGUGCUGAGGCUUCCAACGUGCUGGUGGGAGAGGUGGACUUCCUGGAGAAGCCCAUAAUUGCCUUUGUACGACUGUCCCCUGCAGUCCUUAUCACAGGCCUCACAGAGGUGCCUGUUCCCACGAGGUUUCUUUUCCUGCUUUUGGGUCCUCACGGCAAAGGGCCACAGUACCAUGAAAUUGGCAGAUCCAUGGCCACACUGAUGACAGAUGAGAUUUUUCAUGAUGUGGCAUACAAAGCCAAAGACCGAACGGAUCUCCUCUCUGGGAUAGAUGAGUUCCUUGAUCAAGUGACUGUACUGCCUCCUGGAGAAUGGGAUCCCACGAUUCGGAUUGAGCCCCCCAAGAAUGUCCCAUCUCAGCUGAAAAGGAAAAGACCGUCCCAGCCCAAUGGCACUGCAUCUCCAGCUGGAGAGCUGGAAAAGCAGGAGGACCAUCAUGCAGUGCCUGAGCUGCAGAGGACUGGGAGGAUAUUUGGAGGUUUGAUCUUAGAUGUCAAGCGGAAGGCUCCGUUCUACUGGAGUGACAUCAGGGACUCCUUCAGUCUGCAGUGUCUAGCCUCCGUCCUCUUCCUCUACUGUGCCUGCAUGUCACCUGUCAUCACAUUUGGAGGUCUGCUUGGGGAGGCAACAAAAGGCAACAUAAGUGCCAUAGAGUCUCUAUUUGGAGCAUCACUGACUGGAGUGGCAUACUCCCUGUUCGCAGGCCAACCCCUCACUAUUCUUGGCAGCACGGGGCCAGUUUUAGUGUUUGAGAAGAUCCUGUUCAAGUUCUGCAAUGACUACGGCCUGUCCUACUUGUCGCUGCGGACCAGCAUUGGUCUAUGGACAGCCUUCCUCUGUCUUGUCCUGGUGGCUACAGAUGCUAGCUCCUUGGUCUGCUACAUCACCCGUUUCACAGAGGAGGCCUUUGCUGCACUCAUCUGCAUCAUCUUCAUUUAUGAGGCUUUAGAGAAGCUGUUUCACCUGGGAGAAUACUACCCUGUCAACAUGCACAACAACUUGGACAAUCUUACCCUUUAUUCGUGUCAGUGCUCUCCACCAGCCAACGCCUCAGAUCAGCUCGAGCAGGAGUGGAACCGGACAGGAUACAGCCCAGACUCUGUCCCAUGGAGCAGCCUCAAUGUUUCGAUGUGUAAAAUGCUCCAUGGAGAGUUUGUGGGUCCAGCCUGUGGUCACCAUGGGCCCUACAUCCCAGAUGUUCUCUUCUGGUCCAUCAUCCUCUUUUUCACCACCUUCUUCCUAUCUUCCUUCCUCAAGCAGUUCAAGACAGAGAGAUAUUUUCCAACCAAGGUGCGUUCCACUAUCAGUGACUUUGCUGUAUUUAUAACCAUCAUGAUCAUGGUGGUGGUGGACUAUCUAAUGGGUGUCCCGUCUCCUAAGCUGAAUGUUCCUGACCGCUUUGAGCCAACUUCAAAGAACCGAGGCUGGCUGAUUGACCCGUUAGGAGAAAAUCCCUGGUGGACACUGCUGGUGGCAGCACUUCCUGCCCUCCUCUGCACCAUCCUCAUCUUUAUGGACCAGCAGAUCACUGCAGUCAUCAUUAACCGCAAGGAGCACAAACUAAAGAAAGGCUGUGGCUAUCACCUGGACUUGCUGGUAGUAGCAGUAAUGCUUGGUGUGUGCUCCAUUAUGGGCCUGCCGUGGUUCGUGGCUGCAACCGUCCUCUCCAUCUCCCAUGUUAACAGCCUGAAAGUGGAGUCUGGCUGCUCCGCUCCGGGAGAGCAGCCCAAGUUUCUGGGUAUCCGAGAGCAGCGGGUCACUGGAUUCAUGAUCUUUGUCCUCAUGGGUUGUUCUGUUUUCAUGACGUCAGUGCUCAAGUUCAUUCCUAUGCCAGUCCUGUAUGGAGUCUUUCUUUACAUGGGUGUCUCUUCCCUCAAAGGCAUUCAAUUCUUUGACAGAAUCAAGCUGUUUGGCAUGCCUGCCAAGCACCAGCCUGAUCUGAUCUAUCUUCGCUAUGUGCCGCUGUGGAAGGUCCAUAUCUUCACCCUGGUGCAGCUCACCUGUCUGGUGCUGCUCUGGGUCAUCAAGGCCUCUGCAGCAGCUGUUGUGUUUCCCAUGAUGGUUCUGGCGCUGGUUUUUGUCCGAAAGCUUCUAGACUUUUUCUUCACCAACAGAGAGCUGAGCUGGCUGGAUGACUUGAUGCCAGAAAGCAAGAAGAAGAAAGAAGAUGACAAGAAAAAGAAAGCCCGUGAAAAGCUGGAGGAAGAGUCCAGACUGCAGGAAGAAGAGGAGAUGGGACUGAAGGUCAGCUUUGAAGGCUCGAACCAGCUCAACGUCCCAGUGAAAACACUCUCAGGGAGUUCUGAUUCUGACCCCUUGGUAGUAAAUAUCUCUGAUGAAAUGGCCAAAACAGCAGCAUGGAAAGCAGUGAACCCGAGUGCAGAGUUUUGUGCCCGACCUGAGAAGUGUAGAGGAAGCCAAGAGAAGGUGGCCUGCGUUAGAGUGGACGUCAGCCCAGACACACCCAGAGGAGGUUCCACUGCCGAGACCUUCCUGUGAUAAAGGGAGGCCCUCCUUCCCCCCGACACCUUCUCCCACACAACACUUUACGCCGCCGACGGGCACCACCUUAUUCGGAAAGGGGGCAUAGAACUGGAGCAGCAAAACCUGCCUGCAGAGCUCUCAUCUUCAGGGCAGCAGGCGAGCUCCCCCAGGGCUGUGAGUCCUACUCCACUCUAGUCUUGAAGUGUGCAGCAUAUGUACAAAUGGCUGCCGUGAUGUACUGUAGAUCGCACAUCUCCGAGGAAUGAAGGAAUUCUGCCGUUACUGCCCACAGGCACUCGCUGUUUAGGAACUCUCUCAAUCUAGCAAUUUCUAAUCACCCAUUUAAACCACAGAUGCCAAAGGAAGGGCCUCACUGGUGGGGAUUUUGGACUGUGUGAAUUUAAUUUUACUCUUAACCCUGUGUAUAUUUUAAUUUCAAUUUUAAUGUUAUUGUUUUAGCUGGUCGUGGUACUUUACAUGUUUGGUUGUUGCAGCUCAUACACCGUGAGUUGUCCUGCACUGUUUGUCUCCAUGUAUUUUGGGUCAGAUUAAGACCUUUCAUUAAACUACACCAGCUGCAAAACUUGUUUGCUUAAAGCCAUUCAGGUACUGUCAGUGACAGAUGAUUAUAUUUUAUAAUUGGUCUGGCACAGUAAAUGGCACAAACCAAAACAGAGGUACAUUCAGAUAGAUACUGCUACUACUACUACACCACACUACUACAUAUUUGUAGAUUUACUUACAAUAAUUUCUCCUUCCUCCAGAGGGACACUCAGUAUUGAUAUUGCUGCUCAAAAGUUGCUCAGUUGUUUUCACUGUAAAUCUCACUGUUCAGCUCACUGUAUUAUAUGUGCUGUUAUAGAAAUAACGUUGUAUGUAUGUAUGUAUGUAUACUGUUUUCUUUUCAUUCGUAACAUUGUAGAAAACCUACUUCUGAGGCCAUAUAAAGUCUGUACUGUACAGUAAGCACUUUGCCAGUAUAGUUUCUUACCUAAAAUGGAUUAUAGUGUGUGAAUAAAAAGGUUAGUUCUCCUCCCACAGUAUCAAUAGAGCUGUUGUUCAAAUGUCAGUUAAACAACUCAGGAAUCUUGAGGGAUUUCUGACUGUGGUCACUUGAUAUUUUUGUCACAUGGCAGCGAUAACUAACUGUCCACUGUAUUCCCUUCAUCGCUGGUAUCACAACUAUUUUAAUAAAUGCUGUAAAUCAUAAAUUAUAGUGAGAUGCAGAAUAAAAAGGGGUAUUUGGUUCAGUGCGCAAACCGAUUAGUUGCAACUGUUUUUAUACUGUCUGUAUUAAUGUUGGUAAUAGUGCGUGUGUGGUGUAAAGAUAAUUUGGUAUGUCUAGCGUUGCAAAUCGUUUUAUGCAAAAUAUUUCUACAGUAAAUGUAAAAUCUAUUAUAUUCUUUGAAGUUGUUCUUAUUUUGCUAAGUGCAGUCCUGUUUUAGCAAUAAGUAGUCCAUACCAUGCAAUGUAUGGACUCAUGAACCUGGCUAAUAUUCAGACAAAGGAUAAUUUGUGAAACGAUUUUGGUGUCUGUUUAAUCGCCUCUGUCUGUGUGAAGCUACAGUGACUAUACGGACAGUAGCUUACGUGCCUUGUCGAAGCUCUUUAUGUGCAAGUCUAGUCCUGAUAGUCUAAUCGUUCAGAACUGAUGUACAGGUACACACAUGAUGGCACAAACAUGCCAAAGACAGACCAUCGUCACUCUACGAGAGUGAACCGGUACACAGCUCAUUUGCAGAGGCUUAUGUCUGUCGUAAUGUUAUUCCAUGUCCGUGUGACGGCCGUACCCUGAGCCACUGACUCAAAUAAUGUUACUCGAUUUAUCUUCCAUUUACAAAUGUAACCCAAACUACUGUUUCUGUGUGUCUGUUCUACUGUCACAGUUCUAGUAUUUGCUCACAACAUAAAAGCUCUGUAAUCGUCGAUAUUGAUGUACUGGCUUUUUUUAUUUUUAAUGAUCAGUGAAUGUCAACUUAUUGUCUGUGAUAUUUUGCCAAGCAUCUCUUCUAAAAACAAAAUCUUAUUUUGAAAUACAGUCUUAUAGGGUUAUAGCGCUACACAUUUCGACCAUUUGACAUUAAAAUGCAAGUUUAGCAGUUUAAUCAUCACAAUAAAGCCGACGCCCGCCAUCAAGUACUUAUAAUUUCAUAAUAUUGUUUAUUUUAAAAAAACAAACAUUUUUUACAUCAUCUCAUUUAAGAUAUAUAAGCUUAUAUAUGUGGGUAAACUUCAGCAACGAAAAGGAGUUUUUACCCUCCAUCAUCACACCAACAUCACUUCGUGAAAAUGCAUUUGUCGUGAUGUACAGACAACAUCAGUGGAGCACAUUGCAUCCUGUUGUUAGCUUGAAUGAUGACAUUUGUGUCAUGGCUGAUUGGUGC
Messenger RNA from Xiphias gladius (swordfish), 6315 nucleotides. RefSeq names its product sodium bicarbonate cotransporter 3-like. Gene Ontology annotation, cellular component: apical plasma membrane; basolateral plasma membrane; plasma membrane. Gene Ontology annotation, biological process: bicarbonate transport; transmembrane transport; monoatomic anion transport. Gene Ontology annotation, molecular function: solute:inorganic anion antiporter activity; sodium:bicarbonate symporter activity; monoatomic anion transmembrane transporter activity. The record is from RefSeq and is a predicted model, not a curated record. Lineage: Eukaryota; Metazoa; Chordata; Actinopteri; Istiophoriformes; Xiphiidae. The coding region runs from base 158 to 3946 and encodes 1262 amino acids. The transcript has 26 exons.